Messenger RNA from Wasmannia auropunctata (little fire ant), 520 nucleotides. RefSeq lists its product as uncharacterized. Gene Ontology annotation, cellular component: plasma membrane. The record is from RefSeq and is a predicted model, not a curated record. Gene Ontology annotation, biological process: detection of chemical stimulus involved in sensory perception of smell; sensory perception of smell. NCBI's taxonomy places the organism in Eukaryota, Metazoa, Arthropoda, Insecta, Hymenoptera, Formicidae. Gene Ontology annotation, molecular function: olfactory receptor activity; odorant binding. The coding region runs from base 131 to 520 and encodes 129 amino acids. The transcript has 5 exons.
CAUUCUGCAAAAUAUUACUUCGACAAACAAAAUUUUAAAAUUCGAGACAAUCCGAGGUUUAAUUUACGCGAUCAAUACUCAUCGGCAAACUGUGAAAUUAUCCACACGUUUGAUAACCCAUUUUGAGAUAAUGUUCGUCUGUCUAACACAGCUGCUGGUAGUGUCAUUGUGUUUCCAUUUAGUUCGAAUUUUUCUGAUUGUGUCAUCCGAAAAAGCUACUAAAGAAGCUUUAAUGCCCAUAAUAUUUGUAACUGUUGAAAUUCUAUAUCUGUUUUUAUCAAAUUCUAUUGGGCAAACAAUGACGGACCACAAUAGUUAUGUAUUUGCUACUGUGUACAGAGUUGAAUGGUAUCUAACUCCUUUACAUAUCCAGAAAAUGAUACUUUUCCUGUUGUUAAAAGGCGCCAAAAGUUACGCUCUGAAUAUGUAUGGUGGAUUAUUUGUUCCAUCAUUCGAGACCUUUGCCACGUUGGUGAAAGCUUCGGUAUCUUAUUUUACCGUUGUACUAUCUACACAAUAA